AGUUGGGACUUCGCUGUGAAACUUGCCAAGCUGGACGCCACAGUUUUGAACGACUACUCUUUGGCUACUGCUGUGCCCUCUCUUGAGACAACUAAUCAUGCAGUCCUAGCCUGUAGUACAGGCAUUCAAGAAGAGCACUAUGUAAGUGAAGCUGUGGAAAAUGAUGUGUCAGACUACAGGGAAUACCGAGAUGCUGGCACCAUUACCGAUGUGUGCAAUAGUACUGAUCUUCCCGAAGUUGAAAUCAUCAGUCUGCUGGAAGAGCAGCUCCCCCAUUACAAGCUAAGAGCAGAUACCAUCUAUGGUUAUGACCACGACGAUUGGCUUCAUACUCCUCUCAUUUCUCCUGAUGCUAAUAUUGACUUAACAACUGAGCAGAUAGAAGAGACCCUGAAAUAUUUUCUUUUAUGUGCUGAACGAGUGGGCCAGAUGACUAAAACAUACAAUGACAUUGAUGCUGUUACACGUCUUCUUGAAGAGAAAGAGCGGGAUUUAGAAUUAGCUGCUCGAAUUGGCCAGUCAUUGCUAAAGAAGAAUAAAACUCUUACUGAGAGAAAUGAACUUCUUGAAGAACAAGUAGAGCAUAUCAGGGAAGAGGUUUCUCAACUGCGUCAUGAGCUGUCCAUGAAAGAUGAGCUGCUUCAGUUUUAUACCAGUGCUGCUGAAGAGAGUGAGCCAGAAUCCAUCUGUUCAACUCCAUUGAAGAGGAAUGAAUCAUCUUCAUCUGUCCAGAAUUAUUUUCAUUUUGAUUCUCUUCAAAAGAAACUGAAGGAUCUUGAAGAGGAGAAUGUUGUCCUUAGAUCAGAGGCCUGCCAACUGAAGACUGAAACCAUUACUUAUGAAGAGAAAGAACAGCAACUUGUAAAUGAUUGCGUGAAGGAGCUCAGAGAUGCAAAUAUUCAGAUUGCCAGCAUUUCUGAAGAGUUAGCUAAGAAGACUGAAGAUGCUGCCCGACAACAGGAAGAAAUCACCCAUCUUCUCUCUCAGAUAGUGGAUUUGCAGAAAAAGGCAAAAGCUUGUACGGUGGAAAAUGAAGAACUUGCCCAACAUUUGGGAGCAGCUAAAGAUGCCCAAAGGCAGCUCACAGCUGAAUUACGAGAGCUGGAAGAUAAAUAUGCAGAGUGUAUGGAAAUGCUUCAUGAGGCACAAGAAGAACUGAAGAACCUUAGGAACAAGACAAUGCCAAAUGCUAUAUCACGCCGUUACCAUUCAUUAGGCCUUUUUCCAAUGGAUUCCUUAGCUGCGGAAAUUGAAGGAUCAAUGCGAAAAGAGCUGCAUCUGGAUGAUACUGACUGCUCUGACUUAAACCGUCACAAGAGAGUCUUUGACACUGUACGAAACAUCAAUCAGGUGGUAAAGCAGAGAUCCCUAACUCCAUCUCCAAUGAACAUCCCAGGAUCUAACCAGUCUUCCACAAUGAAUUCGGUCAUUUCUAGCUGUGUCAGCACACCACGAUCCAGUUUCUAUGGAGGAGACAUUUCCAAUAUUGUGAUAGACAACAAGACUAAUAGUAUCAUCCUAGAAACUGAAUCCACUGACUCUAGAAAUGAAGAGAAGAACAAGAAACCAGGAACACCAGGAACACCGGGUUCUAGUGACCUGGAAACAGCCCUUCGAAGGUUGUCCCUUCGGAGGGAGAAUUACCUGUCAGAAAGGAGGUUUUUUGAAGAAGAACAGGAAAGAAAGUUGAGAGAAUUAGCAGAGAAGGGUGAACUUCAUAGUGGCUCCAUUACCCCAACAGAGAGUAUUAUGUCGUUUAGAACACACUCUGGGUUUUCUGAAUUUACUGGCUAUUCAGGAAUAUCCAUCAGCAGUCGUUCAUACCUCCCAGAGAAGCUUCAGAUUGUGAAGCCCUUAGAAGGUUCUGCCACGCUGCAUCAUUGGCAACAGCUUGCUCAGCCUCAUCUAGGGGGCAUCUUAGACCCACGGCCUGGGGUCGUCACUAAGGGCUUCCGGACUCUUGACCUUGACCUGGAUGAAGUGUAUUGCCUUAAUGAUUUUGAAGAAGAUGAAUCAGGUGAAAUUACAUACAAAGGCUUAACUACCUCGACACCGAUUCAGCACAUAGAGACCUCAGGUGAGAGGUCUCAGGCACAAGUGACUGUUUCAGACAGCAAGAAUUACCCAAGUCGUUCUCAGGCUUUCCCAGAGGAGAUGCAGGAAUCCGCAACUGACGAUGAUGAGGGGUCUGUACAUCAUCCUGGGAAGUGCAUGUCACAAACCAACUCCACAUUUACCUUCACCACUUGUCGUAUUCUGCACCCUUCCGAUGAGCUCACGCGAGUCACGCCAAGCCUUAAUGCAGCACCUACUCCAGCUUGUAGCAGUGUUGGCAAUUUGAAAGGCACUCCAGUGGCCACCCCAUGUACUCCUCGGCGCCUGAGUUUGGUAGAAUCCUUCACUAAUGUUCGGGAGUCCACAACUACAAUGAGUACAUCCUUAGGACUUGUAUGGCUACUCAAGGAACGUGGGAUAUCAGCAGCAGUGUAUAACCCACAAAGUUGGGACAGAGCUGGCAGGAGCACUCUUCUGAGCACAUAUUCUCCAAGAAUGGCUGCCAUUCCUUCCACUCCUCCAAACUCACCUAUGCAGACACCCUCUUCUUCCCCUCCAUCUUUUGAGUUCAAAUGCUCCAGUCCUCCUUAUGAUAACUUCCUGGCUUCCAAACCAGCCAGUUCAAUUCUGAAGGAAGUAAGGGACAAGAAAAGCAUCAGAAACAGUGAGAGUCAGACUGAUGUGUCUGUCUCGAACCUUAACCUAGUGGACAAAGUAAAAAGGUUUGGAAUUACCAAGGUGGUAAGUUCAGGACAAACUCAAGCUCUUAAAUUAACCGAUGGACAAGGACCUCUUUUCUGUGGAUCACAAAAGUCUGGAAGCCUGGUACCUGAGAGCUUGCCCUUGGGUUGCCCUGCUGUGACAACUGCUGUUGGAGGCAUUCAAUUGAACAGCGGCAUUAGAAGGAAUCGAAGUUUCCCAACAAUGGUUGGUUCGAGCAUGCAGAUGAAAGGUCCAUCAACGCUAACACCUGGAAUCCUAAUGGGAGCAAAACUUCCCAAGCAAACUAGCUUACGAUAAAUGGCUUAAUAUAUGUCAAGCCCUUCCUUCAACCAUUUUUUUAAAAAAAUGUCUUUCAUUUGCUAUUGAGUUUGACAAAUCAACUUUGUGCCUAAUCAGAGAAAGUGUAAAAUUUGUACAGGAUGUAAAUAUGUAUUAGAUGUAUUAUAGGUGAAUCAGGUCACUGUUUUGAACAUUUAACAUGCUAAAUUUUUGAAAGGAUGUUUUGUUUUUUCUUUGCACUGAAAAAAAAGUGAUCCUUGCAUAGGAAAAAAGAAUGAUGAAUUCUCUAGUUAGCCUAACUUGACAUUGAGAUAGGCUCAUCUGGCAAGGAUUAUUGAUCUUGCUGUCAGAAUUGCAGAAUAUCAAGAUGGGUGGUGAUUUCUAUGAAGAGUCUUCAUUUUUCAUGAAGUGUUCAUCAAAGCAGUAGCUUAGCAUUUUGACCAUCUUCUUUCGCCAUUGUAGUAAAGAGGGAAAGUUGUAGUUCAGAGUUCAUAUUCCUAACUGAUUUGAAUAUUUUUCCUUAUGAAAUAAACUUGAAGUAAUGUGUGUUGAGAACCAUUGCUAAGCUUGCUAUGUGCCUCUACUGUUGUGUUGUAGCAUGUUCAUAUUCCAUAUUAUUUUUUUUUAAGCUGCACUGGAUAUGAAAGAAAAUUGUUUAAAUAAAGUUUUGUUGCAGAUACUGAAAAAUCACCCUGACACACACAAAACAAAAGAAAUAGUCUUAGAAUUAUUUUUUGCUUUCAUGAGGUUAAAAACACUAAAACAAAUAAAACACUUCUUUCUUGGGAGUCAAAGUUGUAGAAUGAGUUGAUUGUAGGCCUGUUUAAAAAUCAAAUUUAAAUCUGUAAUACAAUAAUGCCAAAACAGCAAGUGCUAGAAGUUAAGGGGAAUGACAUUUGCAGCACCUUCCCACCUCUCUAGCUUAGGAAGUACUGAAAAAAAUCCAAUUAAUAGUUUUGUAAACAAAAAAUAGAACAUUACAAGUUUAACUGAUGUUGUACUCACCCUAAAUACCAAGGAUAUAGUUACCAAAAAUUAGUGGGUAACAGUUUUAUUUUUUGUCCUAGGAUUUUACUAGGAAGCUCCAGUAUUUGGAAUAUUUCUUUCCUCAAAGGUAAUGGCUCCUUUUGUUAUGUUAACUUAUAGUUGGCUCAGUAAGCCAGAAUCAAACUCUGACUUCUUAUAAUGAUUUGUUAUUUGUCACAGCCUGAAUCAAUAUGUUCUCCAGCAUUUGGAGGAAACAGAAAACUUCUGUUUGACUGAAAAGCAGAAGCUGAUGUUUCUUAUUUUGCUCCUGUAUUAUAAGGGUUUAUGAUCCCAACUCCCAUUCAGAUAAUGCUGAAAGCUUGUGUCCAAGGCAGUCCAGCAUGUAGAAAUUGAAAAGAAAAAAAAGAAAACUUGAAAUGGAAGACAAAAGGAACUCAACAUUCUAGGAGACUCUUUGACCAAGUCUCAUUGAAAUGAAUUGGAGGUGUUGGAUGUUUUUGAAGAAUGCUGCUUUGUUUCUGUGGAGGUUAUAUAGGAAAACUCACAGAAGUGGUUAUGCUUAAGGUCACCUUAGAGUUACCUAGGAGCAAUUGGUAUGUGUAGGUUGUAUGGAAGCCAGUGUUUUGGGGCUUUCUUAAAAACAAAUUCUAUUUAUUUAUUUAAUGUCAGUGCAUCACUCUCCACAUAAUUGCUGUGCUUUUCAGUUGUGCCAGGCUGUUACUUAAAAUAGCACUGUAUUAGAUGAACUGUGGCGUGUGUCUGUACAUACAUACACACACAUAUUUGAUGGAUCAGUUAGUUCAGUACCACUAUGAGCAGUGAGCAUGUUAGGGAAGAAGAAGGAAAGAGGGUAGGCACAUGCCUCCAGUUUUUGCAUGUGUUUUCAGACUUCUAUUUAUUCUACCAACUUUUCAGGCCUUGUCAUUAGUUCUACUUGCCCCUUUGUAUGUGUGCACUUAAUUGAAAAAUUGUGACAUCUUUUUAUCUGGAUAUAUCAUAAGACAACCAAUAAAUUAACAAUUUUGAAUAAGUGAAAAAAAUCAUGAAUGUCUGGAGAACUUUUCAUGUAUCCUGAGCCCAUGAUACCAUUUGUGAAAUAAAAAAGUAAAAAGCAAAUAAUUAAAUCAGGAAGCUUUAUUAUUAUUUGUGGAAUAAAAAGUUUUAAAUGGG
This is a messenger RNA of Candoia aspera, 5214 nucleotides long. It is a transcript of the gene TRAK1, whose product is annotated as trafficking kinesin protein 1. The coding region runs from base 430 to 3075 and encodes 881 amino acids. Gene Ontology annotation, cellular component: dendrite; mitochondrion; cytoplasmic vesicle. Gene Ontology annotation, molecular function: GABA receptor binding; myosin binding. The record is from RefSeq and is a predicted model, not a curated record. Lineage: Eukaryota; Metazoa; Chordata; Lepidosauria; Squamata; Candoiidae. Gene Ontology annotation, biological process: protein targeting; vesicle transport along microtubule; neurogenesis. The transcript has 16 exons.